AUGACAGUUUGGUACAAGCCAGCGCAUAAACUCCAUGUCGAAAAUAUCCGCUUGGGACUGCGUCCCAUGGAAUUCUGGAAGGAGAUACUGGAUGCUAAAACCAUUCCCAACGAUCUGGAAAAGAAGAUAGAGUACGAUGCGGCUUUUCUAACCGGUUCUGCUAUUGUUCAAGCGUAUCAUGUUAUGAUCACGAAGGGACUUGAGUAUUCCUAUGUGAGCACUGGGCUAGCAUUGAUCAUGUUGCGAGUCCCCUACGACACUCCGGGUACCCUGUACUACCGUCUCUUUGAGCCCAAUAGGGAAAUCACUUCACAAGAUGACAAAAGAUUCACGGCUCCAUUAACAUCCGUGGCGCGUGUCCUGGGUCUGUGUCUAAUGAGCUGUAGCUCGACACUUCGUGAUCAGAAUUGGCGAGAUACGGCAAAAAGGGACCUGCCGAUUUGGACAGCAAGCUUCAAUACCACACCUUUCAGAGCCACGCAAACUGAGUUGAACGCAAGUCCGGCUGCUUUGCGGAAUCCUUACACCGCAACCGUCGAGGACACCUCCGCAGACACCUCGACAAAGUGCCAGCCAUCCCAAUUUUCUAUUAUGUCGCCGACAGAAGACUGCAGGAUGCCGACUCCGACUCGUAUGCGGCGCCACCUAACCCCAGACGCAGAUACCAAUACAGGCCCCAGGAGACAAAAGCGUCGAGUCAGCGAGAAUGCUGAGCCAUCGGGGGUCCAAAAAGACUCUAAAAGUAGCGGAAAAGUCUCCCACAAAGAUAUAGCCCAAUUUUGUACCCAGCGUUGUUUGCUUGGUCUGCAGUAUGGGAGAAGUCUGGACAAACAGUGUCCGAACGUGGCGCUGCACCGGCUAGGUGCAAAUGGCGACCACCACCAGAUUCUUCCUGGUAAGCUGGUCCAAGAAAUCGAGAAGCAGCUUAAUAAAGAAGUUGACCAUGGAUGCACGCCCAUCGGUGGCUGUGCGUCAACCGGCCCACUUUUUAAAAUCACAUUUUCGACACUUGGGUAUACUGUGGUUGGCAAAGGAGCCUCAUCUGAUCGUUGGAAGGAAAAAGUCUCUCAUGAAGCAGACAUUUACCGCAUACUUCACCAAGCGCAGGGAUCUGCAGUCCCUGUUGUUCUUGGGACAGUUGAUCUGAAAAUGACUUACUUUUCGCAUGAAGCCGAGAUUAACCACAUGCUCCUCAUGGCUUGGGGAGGAGAGCAGAUCGAGAAUUGCGAGGACAAGUCCUUCAAACGCGAAGUCAAAAGAUCUGAAAAGGAGAUCCGCUCUCUUGGGGUCAUACAUCAUAAUAUCAAGCCCCAGAACACGUUGUGGAACCCCGAGCUACGCCGGGCGUUGAUUAUUGACUUUGAUCGUUCGCAACUCGAUUCACUUCCAAUCGAAAAGCGGCAAUUCUUGAUGGGGAAGAAAAUCCGCGACCCCUACGGCCGAAAGCGACCAUCUUCAGUUCCACUCGAGUAA
Aspergillus vadensis CBS 113365 is the source of this 1473-nucleotide messenger RNA. RefSeq lists its product as uncharacterized. The transcript has a single exon. Lineage: Eukaryota; Fungi; Ascomycota; Eurotiomycetes; Eurotiales; Aspergillaceae. The record is from RefSeq and is a predicted model, not a curated record. Bases 1 to 1473 code for a protein of 490 amino acids.